Coprinopsis cinerea okayama7#130 is the source of this 909-nucleotide messenger RNA. RefSeq lists its product as hypothetical. The coding region runs from base 1 to 909 and encodes 302 amino acids. The transcript is spliced from 8 exons. NCBI's taxonomy places the organism in Eukaryota, Fungi, Basidiomycota, Agaricomycetes, Agaricales, Psathyrellaceae. Gene Ontology annotation, molecular function: oxidoreductase activity, acting on the CH-OH group of donors, NAD or NADP as acceptor. The record is from RefSeq and is a predicted model, not a curated record.
AUGCCCACAGUCUCGCCAGGUAGCAAAGUCCUCGUAACAGGCGCGAAUGGUUUCAUUGCCAUUUGGGUAGUCCGCCGACUCCUCGAAGAAGGCUACUCCGUCAGAGGCACAGUGCGGGCUGCCAGUAAGGCUAGCCAUCUGAAGGAUAUCUUCAAGUCUUAUGGGGAGAAGCUGGAGGUGGUCGUUGUUCCAGACUUUACCAAGGAGGGCGCAUUCGACGAAUUAAUUAAAGGAAUGGAUGCGAUACAGCAUAUAGCUUCACCUGGUCCGGCGAAUACCGAUGACCUAUACGAAAUUGUUAACCCGGCGGUCGAUGGGACUCUAAACCUCUUGAAUACCGCCCUCAAACACGGCUCUGGCCUCAAACGCAUCGUCAUCACUUCCGGCGCCGGUGCCAUAAUCGAUACCACAACGGCCUGGAAGUUCUACAACGACCAUAAGAAUGUCAUUAAAUGGGACCUCACUGUCCUGAACCCAGUUUUUGUGUUUGGACCCCCGAUCCACGAAAUCGGCGCUUCACCCAUGACGCUCAACUCGUCCAUGGUGCACUUUUGGGUGAAUGUCAUCUCAACAGACACACCCAAAACCAAGGAGGGUCUGUCUUUCGCGGCGUCAUGGGUGGACGUUCGUGAUGUCGCCCAAGGUCACGUCCUGGCACUGCAGAAGGAGGCCGCUGGAGGAGAAAGGAUCAUCCUUUCGGAAGGCUCGUUCGUUUGGCAAGAUUGGGUCGACGUUGCCAACAAAUUCAAAUCGAAGCGGGAGCUUCCCAAAGGAAUGCCUGAAAUAGAAAGGGUGUACAAGUUCCAAAUGGACGCCUCGAAGGCUACCCGGAUACUGGGAAUCACCUAUAGAUCCAAGGAAGAUACUAUGAAGGAUCUAUUGGAGGACUUUGAAAGGCGGGGCUGGUAG